AUGUCGAACAACGAAUCCGCUGUCGUCGACGGCGACUUCGGCACGCCGCACCUUGACGGCGACACCCACCAGAAUGCCAAUACCGUCCACUCGCGCCUGAGGGCCAACAGCUCCAUCAUGCAGCUCAACAAGAUUCUCGUCGCCAACCGAGGCGAAAUCCCCAUCCGUAUCUUCCGUACCGCACACGAGCUCUCCCUCCAGACCGUGGCUGUCUACAGUCAUGAGGACCGAUUGGGCAUGCACAGGCAGAAGGCCGACGAGGCCUAUGUUAUCGGAAAGAGAGGGCAAUACACGCCCGUCGGAGCAUACCUCGCAGGUGACGAGAUCAUCAAGAUCGCUAAAGAACACGGUGUCGACCUUAUCCACCCCGGCUAUGGCUUUCUCAGCGAGAACUACGAGUUUGCAAAGGCCGUCGAAGCCGCUGGCCUUAUCUGGGUCGGACCCCGCCCAGAGACCAUCAACGACCUUGGUGACAAGGUCUCAGCCCGUAUUCUGGCUCAGAAGGCGGAUGUCCCCACCGUUCCUGGUACUCCUGGCCCAGUGGCCAGAUUCGAGGAGGCCAAGACCUUCACCGAUGAGUAUGGCUUCCCCAUCAUCAUCAAGGCUGCCUUUGGUGGUGGUGGCCGAGGUAUGCGUGUCGUCUGGAAGCAAGAAGAGCUGAAGGACUCCUUCGAGCGUGCCACUUCCGAGGCAAAGUCCGCAUUCGGCAACGGCACCGUCUUCAUUGAGCGCUUCCUCUACCGACCGAAGCAUAUCGAAGUGCAGUUGCUCGGUGACAGCUACGGUAACGUCGUUCACCUGUACGAGCGUGACUGCUCUGUGCAGCGUCGUCACCAAAAGGUCGUUGAGCUGGCGCCAGCAAAGGACCUCCCACAAGAGACCAGAGACGCGAUCCUCAACGAUGCCGUCAGACUCGCAAAGUCUGCCAACUACCGCAACGCCGGUACUGCUGAGUUCUUGGUCGACCAAGAGAACCGCCACUACUUCAUUGAGAUCAACCCACGUAUCCAGGUCGAGCACACCAUCACUGAGGAAAUCACUGGCAUCGACAUUGUGGCAGCUCAGAUUCAGAUUGCAGCUGGUGCUUCGCUCCAGCAGCUCGGCCUUACUCAAGAUCGCAUCUCUACGCGCGGUUUCGCCAUCCAGUGCCGUAUCACUACCGAAGACCCUGCCAAUGGCUUCAGCCCAGAUACCGGCAAGAUCGAGGUUUAUAGAAGCGCCGGCGGAAAUGGGGUGCGAUUAGACGGUGGCAACGGAUUCGCCGGCGCAGUCAUCACACCUUACUACGACAGCAUGUUGGUCAAGUGCACUUGCCACGGCUCCACCUACGAGAUCGCCCGUAGAAAGGUUCUCCGCGCUCUGGUUGAGUUCCGUAUUCGCGGCCUGAAGACGAACAUCCCAUUCUUGACCUCUCUCCUCACCAACCCGACCUUCAUCGACGGCACGUGCUGGACGACUUUCAUCGAUGACACACCCGAGCUGUUCAGGCUUGUUGGCAGCCAGAACCGCGCCCAAAAGCUGCUCAGCUACCUUAGCGAGCUCAUCGUCAACGGUCCACAGGUCGUGGGCCAAAUUGGCGAGUCCAAGCUCAAGGGCGAGAUUGUCAUUCCAGAUCUUACCGACCACAAGGGCAACGUCAUCGACACCUCAAAGCCGAGCGAGAAGGGAUGGAGAAACAUCAUCGUUGAGAAGGGCCCAGAGGCCUUCGCCAAGGCAGUAAGACAGAACAAGGGCUGCUUGAUCAUGGAUACCACGUGGCGUGAUGCCCACCAGUCUCUGCUGGCAACGAGAAUGCGAACCAUCGACAUGCUCAAUAUUGCCAACCAGACCAGCUACGCGCUCAGCAACGCUUGGGCUCUCGAGUGCUGGGGUGGUGCUACCUUUGACGUGGCCAUGCGAUUCUUGUACGAGGACCCGUGGAAGCGUCUGCGAGAGAUGAGGAAGCUUGUGCCCAACAUUCCCUUCCAGAUGCUGCUCCGUGGCGCCAACGGUGUUGCAUACUCGUCGCUGCCAGACAACGCCAUCUAUCAUUUCUGCGAACAAGCUAAGAAGAAUGGUAUGGACAUCUUCCGUGUCUUCGACGCAUUGAACGAUAUGGAGCAGCUCGAGGUCGGUGUCAAGGCCGUCCUCAAGGCUGGAGGUGUUGCUGAGGGUACAGUGUGCUACUCUGGUGACAUGUUGAACCCAGACAAGAAGUACAAUCUCGAGUACUACAUGGGAUGCGUUGACCGCAUUGUCAAGAUGGGCGCUCACAUUCUCGGCAUCAAGGACAUGGCUGGUGUCCUCAAGCCCAAGGCUGCGACCCUCUUGGUUGGCACGAUCCGCAAGAAGUACCCAGACCUCCCUAUUCACGUCCAUACUCACGACUCAGCCGGUACCGGUGUCGCAUCGAUGGUCGCCUGCGCUCAAGCUGGUGCAGAUGGUGUGGAUGCCGCGACUGACAGCUUGUCUGGAACUACGUCGCAGCCCAGCAUUGGCGCUCUUGUCGCGUCUUUGGAAGGCAGCGACUUCGAGUCCGGACUGGAUGCUACCCUGCUCCGCCAGAUCGACGCGUACUGGGCUCAAGUCCGCAUGAUGUAUUCACCGUUCGAGGCAUGGCUCACCGGCCCCGAUCCAGAAGUCUACGAGCACGAGAUCCCAGGUGGUCAACUCACCAACUUGAUCUUCCAAGCUUCCCAACAAGGUCUCGGUGAGCAGUGGGCUCAGACCAAGAAGGCAUACGAACAGGCCAACGAUCUCCUGGGAGACAUUGUCAAGGUCACGCCAACUUCCAAGGUCGUGGGUGAUCUUGCUCAGUUCAUGGUCGCCAACAACCUUACACCAAAGGAUGUGCACGAGAAGGCCGAACAGCUCGAUUUCCCCUCAUCAGUACUUGAGUUCUUCGAGGGUCUGAUGGGCCAGCCAUACGGUGGCUUCCCAGAGCCAUUCCGUUCCAAGGCUCUCCGUGACCGUAGAAAGAUGGACAAGAGACCAGGACACUACCUCAAGCCCAUCAACUUCGACGAGGUCCGCCAGAAGCUGAGGGAAGACUGGGGCGGCUGCUCCGAGACCGACGUCGCCAGCUACGUCAUGUAUUCGAAGGUGUUCGAGGACUACAAGAAGUGGACGUCCAAAUUCGGAGACCUCUCCGUCCUGCCCACCAAGUACUUCCUCAACAAGCCAGAAAUCGGCGAGGAGUUCCACGUCGAGCUCGAGAAGGGCAAGAUCAUCAUCCUGAAGCUCCUUGCAAUCGGUCCGCUUAGUGAGCAGACGGGCAAUCGCGAGGUCUUCUUCGAGACGAAUGGUGAGAUGCGAGCCGUGACCGUGACGGACCAGCACGCCGCCAUCGAGAACGUGUCGCGCGCCAAGGCCGACCCCAACGACAGCAGCCAGGUCGGCGCGCCGAUGCAGGGUAUGGUCGUCGAGGUCCGUCUGCAGGAGGGCCACGAUGUCAACAAGGGCGACCCCAUCGCCAUUCUCAGCGCUAUGAAGAUGGAGAUGGUGAUUUCUGCACCGCACUCUGGAAAGGUCGAGGCGCUGAGUGUCAAGGAGGGCGAUUCCGUGGAUUCGCAGGACUUGAUAUGCAAGAUCGUGAAGUAG
Zasmidium cellare ATCC 36951 is the source of this 3579-nucleotide messenger RNA. RefSeq lists its product as uncharacterized. NCBI's taxonomy places the organism in Eukaryota, Fungi, Ascomycota, Dothideomycetes, Mycosphaerellales, Mycosphaerellaceae. Gene Ontology annotation, molecular function: ATP binding; pyruvate carboxylase activity; metal ion binding. The transcript is spliced from 5 exons. The record is from RefSeq and is a predicted model, not a curated record. Gene Ontology annotation, biological process: gluconeogenesis; pyruvate metabolic process. The coding region runs from base 1 to 3579 and encodes 1192 amino acids. Gene Ontology annotation, cellular component: cytoplasm.